AUGGCAUCAUUCAUAACGGGACUAUGGGAAAGUGUCUUUCAACCAGGUACCUCUCCACAAUUGAUACUAGCCACGCAUCUCUCUUUUGUAGCUUUAUUAAUCACGUUAGCAUGGCUGAUCUUUGUUACGCAUGGUAAUAUUCAUUUUAUUAUGCUGUUUAUUAUUGCUGCAUUGUUAUGGAUUACAGUCAUUUGGUUUAUCCAAGAAUUGAAAUCUGCUGAAUUGUUAUCUAAUCAAGAAUUAGAGAAAGAAGAAGAUAAAACAAAAGAGACUGAAAUUGAACCAAGUAAAGAUAGUAAAGCAUCUACUACAGCUACAGAGAAGAAGAGCAACUCUACCAAGUCAAGAAAGGCAUGA
Messenger RNA from Maudiozyma barnettii, 357 nucleotides. RefSeq names its product Pkr1p (gene PKR1). Gene Ontology annotation, cellular component: endoplasmic reticulum membrane. The record is from RefSeq and is a predicted model, not a curated record. NCBI's taxonomy places the organism in Eukaryota, Fungi, Ascomycota, Saccharomycetes, Saccharomycetales, Saccharomycetaceae. Bases 1 to 357 code for a protein of 118 amino acids. The transcript has a single exon. Gene Ontology annotation, biological process: vacuolar proton-transporting V-type ATPase complex assembly.